AUGUCCAAUAUAGCCACCUCUAAUGGCAACGAACUUUCAGACAAAGUUUCUCUCGCACUCGACGAAGAAUCAUCAUUAUCAUCGUCGUUUCAUAGCACUACAGAUGACAAAGAUGCAGUGUCAGGCUCUCUCGUGGACGUGAUCCGUUCACCAAUAACAAGGACACGAUUGGUUUUAGCAAUAAUCAUCAACUUGUUAUGCUCAGUGGUAUACUAUGGUCUAAGCCUAAACGUAGUAAACCUCGAAACAAACCUUUACCUCAACGUAAUACUCAACUCAGUGGCAGAGAUGCCAGCAUUCAUGAUAACGGCGAUGUUGUUGGAUAAGUUAGGAAGGAAGCCAUUAACAAUAGGGACAUUGUGGUUCAGUGGAUUUUUCUGUUUUGUUGGGAGUUUGAUGACAAAUAAGGGAAUAUGGAAAGGAGUGAAAAUGGUAUGUGGAAUUUUAGGAAUAUUUGGGAUGGCAGGGACUUAUAAUUUGCUCUUUAUUUACACCGCAGAGUUGUUUCCAACUGUUGUUAGAAAUGCUGCACUUGGAAGUGCUACACAGGCAGCACAACUGGGUGCAAUAUUGGCCCCCGUUAUCGUCGUUUUGGGUGGAUCAUGGCCAUUUGCUUUAUUCGCUCUAUGUGGAAUCGUUGGUGGUCUUUUUGCAUUUUGUUUGCCAGAGACGCUAAACCAACCACUCUAUGAUACACUAACUGGAAUGGAGGCGGACAUGGAAAAUUUUUUUGACACUGAUGAUAACACUACAGUAUGA
Molecule: messenger RNA, 759 nt
Organism: Vicia villosa (hairy vetch)
Lineage: Eukaryota; Viridiplantae; Streptophyta; Magnoliopsida; Fabales; Fabaceae
Product: organic cation/carnitine transporter 4-like
Exons: 1
Coding region: 1-759 (252 amino acids)
Biological process (GO): transmembrane transport
Cellular component (GO): membrane
Molecular function (GO): transmembrane transporter activity
Source: RefSeq, a predicted model, not a curated record